Tupaia belangeri chinensis (Chinese tree shrew) is the source of this 1451-nucleotide messenger RNA. RefSeq names its product charged multivesicular body protein 4A (gene CHMP4A). Gene Ontology annotation, biological process: late endosome to vacuole transport via multivesicular body sorting pathway; vesicle budding from membrane. The transcript is spliced from 6 exons. The record is from RefSeq and is a predicted model, not a curated record. Gene Ontology annotation, cellular component: ESCRT III complex; multivesicular body; cytoplasmic side of plasma membrane. NCBI's taxonomy places the organism in Eukaryota, Metazoa, Chordata, Mammalia, Scandentia, Tupaiidae. The coding region runs from base 422 to 1090 and encodes 222 amino acids.
AAGGUCGGCCACGUAAACUUGAGGCAGCCCAAAGACUGUGAACCUCUUGUCCUGGAACCCACCCCCUCCUUUCCUGAGCUCUGCAAAGGGCAUGAAGAACUCUCCAGCUGGCCCCAUAUAUAGUGGAGUGCCAUCACGCUGCACAUUUCCUUCCAGGGAACAAAUACUAUGGAGUGGGUGAGGGUGCAGCGGCCUCUCUAGGUAGUGGAAAAUGAAGCGGCUGCUUUAAGGCCUGAGACGUGUGCCUGGGGUCACGUGACGGCGUGCUCCUGUUUGCGCUUGCCGCUAACGUCAUCGAGGCGCCCUCAAGAGAACUGGCCAAGGCUGGUCUCUGAAUGAUGAUCCCCACCCUCCCGCGAGCAAGGCGGAAGUGUGGAGGACGCCGAGAGGCGGAGGCGUGAGAGGCGAGGUCGCGAUCGCAAUGAGUGGUCUUGGGCGAUUCUUCGGGAGAGGGAAGAAGGAGAAGGAGCCAACCCCUGAAGAAGCAAUACAGAAACUGAAAGAGACAGAGAAGAUACUGAUCAAGAAACAGGAGUUUCUGGAACAGAAGAUUCAACAGGAGCUACAAACAGCCAAGAAGCAUGGGACCAAGAAUAAGAGAGCCGCCCUGCAGGCUUUGCGAAGGAAGAAAAGGCUGGAGCAGCAGCUGGCACAAACUGACGGGACAUUAUCCACCCUGGAGUUUCAGCGUGAAGCCAUCGAGAAUGCCACCACCAAUGCAGAAGUACUUCGUACCAUGGAACUUGCUGCCCGAGGCAUGAAGAAGGCCUACCAGGACAUGGAUAUUGACAAAGUGGAUGAACUGAUGGCCGAUAUUACUGAACAACAGGAUGUGGCCCAGCAGAUCUCAGAUGCCAUUUCUCGGCCUGUGGGCUUUGGAGAUGACGUGGAUGAGGAUGAACUGUUGGAGGAGCUAGAAGAGCUGGAACAGGAGGAAUUGGCCCAGGAGAUGUUAAAUGUGGACAAUAAGGAGGAAGAACCUCCAGUCAAAUUGCCUAGUGUACCGUCUACUCAUCUGCCUACAGGGCCAGCUCCCAAAGUGGAUGAAGAUGAAGAAGCACUCAAACAGUUGGCUGAGUGGGUAUCCUGAAGCAUCUGGGCUUGUCUUCUUAAUGCUGCUUUUGUUGGUCCCUCUUCAUUAAGUGCCAAGUGUUGAGCUAAAGGAGCAGCGGUUCUUUUGGGAAGUCCUGCUGAUGGUGGUAAUGCAGCUCUGCCUAAGAAAGGUGCCUGUCCCAUCCCUGGCUCACUUCUCAAAAAGGAUCUUGCUAUGGAAGGAGCCUCUGGGCUUCCUUCUCUCUGAUAGAUGUUCCAGUGCUCUUAUUCCCAAUAAAAUUGGGUGGUUGGAACACUGUCUAUACUGCCUUUUCUGCUCCCUGAAACGCUUCCCCUAGUGCUUGGAGCCUUGUUUCAAGCAAUGAAUAAAAGUGAGAGUCAUGCAGGGCACAGAGAAA